This is a messenger RNA of Menidia menidia (Atlantic silverside), 681 nucleotides long. Lineage: Eukaryota; Metazoa; Chordata; Actinopteri; Atheriniformes; Atherinopsidae. The record is from the annotation of a GenBank genome assembly.
AUGAACGGCGUCUCAUGUCCAAACGGCGGGAGCAUGGCUCAUGGCAAAGUGACCAUCACGGUGGACGAGUACAGCUCCAACCCCACGCAGGCCUUCACGCACUACAACAUCAACCAGAGCCGCUUCCAACCUCCACACGUCCACAUGGUGGACCCCAUCCCCUACGACACUCCCAAGCCGGCGGGACACACCCGCUUCGUGUGUGUGUCCGACACACACUCGCGCACGGACGGCAUCCAGAUGCCCUACGGCGACGUGCUGCUGCACACGGGCGACUUCACCGAGCUGGGCCUGCCCUCCGAGGUUAAGAAGUUCAACGACUGGCUAGGCGGCCUCCCGUACGAGUUCAAGGUGGUGAUCGCCGGGAACCACGAGCUGACCUUCGAUAAGGACUUUAUGGCCGAGCUCAUCAAGCAGGAUUACUACCGCUUCCCCUCCGUGUCCAAGCUCAAACCGGAGGACUUUGACAAUGUGCAGUCGCUGCUCACAAACUGUGUGUACCUGCAGGACUCGGACGCUGACACGCGCUUUCAUGAGCUCAGAGGGCUCCUGUUCCGCCUGUGUUUGGACACGGGUUUAAGCGAUACGCCUGGUUCCCGGCGCGCUCUGGAGCCUGGGCUGAUGGAUGGAGCAAACAUGGCGGCUUUAACAAACAGCAGCAGAUGGGAGACGGGGAGAUAG